Symbiodinium natans is the source of this 5817-nucleotide messenger RNA. NCBI's taxonomy places the organism in Eukaryota, Dinophyceae, Suessiales, Symbiodiniaceae. The record is from the annotation of a GenBank genome assembly.
AUGGCAGACAAAGGUGACCCUUUUCGUGACCUCACUUUCAAUGGGUCGCCUGCAGAGUACAGACUCUUCAGGCGAAAGAUUCUCCUCAGUGUCGCGAGCCUGGAGGGCAAGCAUGUGAAGCUUGCCGGGCCUCGCAUCCUGUCGCGCCUCACUGGGGAGGCUUGGAAGGCUACCGAGCAUUUGUCAGUGGGCGAAUUGCGCUCGGAGCAAGGCUGGAUGCGCGUGCUGUCGGCGCUGGACGAACACUACCGUUACCUUCCGGAGACGGAGUUGAACGAGUGCGUCGAUGAGUUCCUCUUCCACCUCAAGAAGAAGACCGGCGAGGGGCCGACGGCGUUCAUCUCGAGGUUCAAGACUGUUCUCUCAACACUAGACACCCUCAUCGCAGCGGACAAGGCCCAGCAGGAGCGGACGACCAAGCGCCGGCGAAAGAAAGCAGCCGAGAAAUCGGACUCGGACAGCAGCAGCAGCAGAGACAGCAUCAGCAGCUUGAGUGAAGGAGGGCCAGAUUUGACGGCCGAGCGAGUGGCAUCCGCUGCAGCAGAGGCCGCGGGAGAGACGCAAAAGAAGGCAGCCGACCAGACCAAGGGCCCGACGACCGUUGGCAGCUUCGUGGGUGACUCUCCAAAACCUGGCAAACCUCCUUCUUCGAGAAGUUCCAAGCACAGCCGUGGCACGCAAAAGGCUGACGAUGACCGUGCCAACCGGAAGAUGCUCGAGGACCUGGGGCGGCUUGAAGCAGGGCACCUGCGCCUGAAGCCUGUGUUCCCGGCCGUGGUGCUUGGCCAUCUGUUCAUGCGCAAGUAUGGUUUGAACCGAGAGCAAAGAAGCCAAGUCAUCCGCUCCACCGGCGGAAGUUCGAGGUUCACGGACAUCGAGAAGGUGAUCCGGGCGUCAGACUUUGAAAGUUCAAGGCUGGAUGUGGACCCUCGAGCAGCAUCUCGGCCGAGCCGCCGAGAGACCGUCAUGGCAGCAGAGGACAGCAGCGUCGAGGAGCCAACCGACUGGAGCGAGGACGUGCACGAGGCCGACGAGGAGACGGACGAUGAAGAGCUGGUCGAGGCCUUCGAGGUGCAGAAGAAGGCCAAGCAGACGGCUCGUCGUGCGUUCAAAAACUACAAGGAGAGCCGCAAGCGAGUUCGAGAAAUUCGCAAGGCGCACUUCGUCGGCGGCAAUGUUCUGACAGAGUUCUCCUACAUGGUCGACGACGACAUCAACACGGACACAGACGAGAUCGAGGUCCUGGCUGUCGCUAUCCCUGUGGGCAUGGCAGUGCUGGACACCGGGUGCACUGCUUCCGUGGUUGGCGAGCAGACAGCAAAGGACUACAUUGAGCAUUUCCGAGCGAUCGGCCUUCCAGAACCUCAACAUCUGCAGCUUCCGCCCGUCCAUCUGAAAGGCUUCAACGGCGUCAAGAGCUCGACCCGCAGCGGCCUGAGGUGGACGGUGAAGAUCGGGGAGUUGUGGGGCCACGUGACAACGUAUGUGGUUCCGGGCGAGGCGCCGUUCCUCAUGUCCAGAAAAGUGCUUGAAGGAAUGGAGGCGACGCUGGACCUGGGGCAGUCAACAAUCACGAGCCAAAAGCACGGAUUGGAGCGCUGCAAGUUGAGCCGAGCCAGCAAUGGACAUCUUCUGCUUCCUCUAGUACCACAAGCUGCACAGGCAGUCGACACUUUCGAGGCCGCCAGUGAGCCAUCGGACCAUGUGAGCGACAACCAGACCGCAGACGAGCCGGCCGCGCCUCCACCGCUGCAGCCACCACCUCAGAAUCCUAAGAACCUCCUAGAGGAUAAGGUUGAUGUUGGGGCUCAUAGGUAUGCUUUGCGGGUUGUCUUCGGAGGGGAUGUUGAUUUUGCUUUGUGCGCUUACAGACCGCGUUUUGAGCGCAUUCCUAAGCAAGCGGCAAUCAAAGCCCUUCAGAUGAGUGUGGCGUGCUUAACUCCAGAAGGUGUUCUGGAAGUUUCUCCCUGGACCGGCAGGGCAGCUUCAGCCAAGAGGGCGCCUUAUGCAGCGCUCGGUGCGUGCGUGUUUGCGUUCAGAUACCCUCCUGUGCAAACCGUCAGACCCAACAAGUCCCGUGAAGAAACCCCAGAAGCUGAACCAGAACCGCUGCAUGAAUCCCAGCGCCCUUGCUCUGGCGACGUCCGUCAGCCGACAGAACAGUGUGUUGAGACUUUGCCGAAACCGCUGAGCAAGUGUGCCACUGCAGGUGACGAUGCUCCGGAAAGCGUCUGUGACUGCUGCCUUGCUGCAGAGCCCACGCCGGUCAAGCCGGAAGCUUCUCCUGAGCUUGAGUUUCCCGAUAGCCUAGGUGAAGGGAUAGAAGCGGUUUAUGAGGAACUUGACUGGGUUACCCUAGAGCACCUCCCCAUGCCCUCAACUAGCAGGCGUGCUGUGGCACGACAGGUAGAAGGCGUCAGGAGAGUUCCGUUUCAGUUGGCCCUGUCCGCACUGCGCGAGGACUCAGAGGGAACAGAGCGUGAGCUAAGGGAGUGGCUAGGAGUUCAGGGUAAUGCCUUAGGGGGUCAAGUUGGUUUAAUUGAAGUUUUCACGGGGAAAGCACCGCUGUCCUCUGCGUCCAGCCGGACGAGAGGGCUUGUGAGCAUCCGCCUGGGCCUUGAAUAUGGCCAAGACUUCAGUCGUGCCAGGGAUAGACGCUUGCUCCUGCUCCUUCUCGGAAGGUGCCGUGCCAGGGAUGUCUGGUUCUCAUGGCCAUGUUCGUGUUGGUCAGGGUGGUCUAGGAUGAGUUUAGCUAAGGGUGGUAACAGUGCCGCAAAAAUCCUGUCACGCCGCAAGCGUGAGCAAGUCUUUCUUCGUCUUUUCGAGCAAGCCUGGGCAUUGCAACUGAUGCUAGGAGGUCACGCUCAUGCCGAAAAUCCUCAAGGUUCUGCUGCCUGGCGCGAGCUCACCUUAGGACCCGCCUUCGAAGCCGACUUCCACAUGUGUGCUGCAGGGAUGACGUGUCCAGACUCCGGGCUCCCCAUCCUUAGGCCUACAAGGGUUGUCUCCAGCGAUGCAGGGCUUGUCCAGACCCUGAUGUCCUUGCGUUGCCCGGGACACACCCGACAUGCGCAUCUGGAAGGGAGUCGGCAGACUCGAAUUGCCGAAGUGUAUCCGCGGAAGCUGUGCUCGAUCCUUGCGCGGUACUUUUCCUCUCGGGACGAGGAUGUUCAUCCUGACCAUGACAUCUUCCUUAAUACCGAAGAUGAAGCGGACUCAGAGCGAGAAUCCGAGAAUGAAGUGCCUGAAGGGGAACGUCCACGUCCCAACCGUGCAGUGUAUCCUGCCAUGAUCCAGAAACUCCAUGUAAAUACUGGACACUCUUCGGUACCGCAGAUGCUUAGGCUGGCGCAGCGUGCCCGAGCACCAGAGGGUGUCAUACGCGCCAUCCGCGACUUUAAGUGCCCGAUAUGUGAGGAACUGCAAGUGCCACCAUCUCACCGAGUUGAGCUUAAAAGGGAUGGCCCCGAGGGGGUAGAGGAGUUAAAGUUUAACGUUCUUACCGCCGUUGACUAUGCCUCCGACUUUGCACAGCAGAUCGUCAUUCCCAGCAGGCCGGGUAGUGUGAGCCGGGCGUUCCAUGAACUAUGGUGCCGUCCGUACGGACCCCCCAAGACAGUCUACGUUGACCCUGAUCAACGGUGGAUGUCAUGUGACUUCCAAGAGUACUUGAGGCACAACUCCAUUGCCUUGCUGAACACCGCCACGGAGUCACACUGGCAGCUGGGACGCGUAGAAAUUGCACAAAAAAAUCCUGCGAAGGAUGGCCCAAAGGGUGUGGAAAACAUCCGAGAGGAUGCUGUCCUUUCCGAGCGGGAUUUUGCACAAAAGAUGCGUGUUCGCCAGCAGGCCGCUGAUGCCUUCCUAGAGGCACACGCGCACGCCACCUGGAAUCGUGCCAUCAAAGGCGCUACUUCCCAAGAACCCCCGCAAGACAGCGACUUUGAGUCUGAGACUGAAACAGACGAGAGGAACGUCCGUCGCCGUGUCACCCGCUCUGACGAGUACUGGGAAAACCGUGCCGCCGGAAUAUCUCCCCGAGGCUCCCCCUUAGUCCGCCAGAGAGAAGAAGACCAUGCAGAAGACCCAGCCUUGAAGAACCGAAGGACCAUGGAACCUGAAGAUGAAGAACCGAGUUAUUCACCCUCAAUAGCACCGGAACAGGUAGAAAGCGGAACGGCCAUUCCAGUCCCAUCCGAACCUCUACAAGCGUCGGCUGCCGCAGACCUGGACGCAGCCGUGCCAGAGGGGGAUUCUGACCCGGAGGGCGGCCCUGAUGAGGACUCGCAGUGUUGCGAAAUUUCUUUAGAUGUGUUUGCAACGGAUGUGUCCUCUGAUCCUCAGUGUCUCUGGGAUGUGCUAGAAGAGUGCGCAUUCACGGUUGCGGCCGCUCGCCCGGGACAGAAACGCCGGGUUGAAGUGAACUUCCGAAAGUUGGGGUCCGAGGACAGGUCCCUUUUCAAAAAGGCCAUGAAGAAGGAGUGGCAAAGCUGGCUUGAGAACCGUGUAACCACUAUCGUAAAACGAAAGGGGAUACCCGCGUCCCGAAUCAUUGGUUCUAGAUGGGUGCUAACAUGGAAGAAGUCGUCUGACCCCGACGAUCGUUCUGUGGCCCCCAAAGCACGUUUAGUGCUGGUAGGGUUCCAGGAUCCCGAUCUGGGGCGCAUAGCAACAGACAGUCCCACUUUGAGGAAAGAAAGCAAGCACAUCGUCCUCAGUAUCUGCGCCAGCAUGAAAUGGACCAUUUGGGGAGCGGACAUCAAGACAGCAUUCCUCUCCGGGGACGCGUCCCAGCGCAAGCUGUGCUUCGAACCUCCUCCGGAAGUGCGGGAGUUCAUGCAACUCAGCCCUGAAGAUGUUCUUCGAUUAGAAAAGGCCGCGUAUGGCCUUGCUGAGGCACCAAGAGCUUGGUUCUUAAGAUUGACCCGUGAGCUCCUGUCUGAGGCCUACAUUGACAAACUGGACGAGGUGUGCACUAAGCAAUUCGGCAAGGAGUCAGACAUGCUGAACCGACCGUCGCUCAUGCGCGCGUGCUGUGGCCAGCUCGCCUGGGUGGCCAAUCAUAGCAGACCCGACCAGGCCUUCCUUGCGUCGUACCUCCAGGGUGUUCAGGACAACGCCACCAUAGCACACUUGAGUUUGUAUAAUAAGGCUGUUCGUGAAAUGAAGUCCCGUAAGCUCUCCCUACGCUUCCCAAGCAUUCCCCUUGAACGCUGGAGACUCCUGGCCAUUACAGAUGCUGGCUGGUGCGUGCGUGCCAGUGGCGAAUCACAGGGCGGCAUGUUAGUGUGCAUCUGUGACCAGGAUGUGCUGGAGCAGAAGGAAGGAACAGCGUGGCUGAUAGAGUGGACCUCUAAGAAAUUACGCAGGGUUGUGCGUAGUUCGACUGCUGCAGAAACGUUGGCUGCCCAGAAUGGCCUGGAUGCUAUCGAGUUUGCCCAAGCGUUCCUUCAAGAAGUCAUCCAUGGUAUGACGCCGAGAGAGUUCCAGCAGUGGACUCCGGCCACGAAGUCCGGCCUUGUCAUUGACAGCAAGUCCUUGUACGAUGCCUUGACUCGGUCAGCGUGCAGCAGUGCGCUAGCCAUGGAAAAGAGGUUAGCGAUCGAUUAUGCUAUCGCUCGCGCGUGCCUGUCAGAGCGCAAUGUCACUCCGUUCUGGACCAACAACCUUCAAAUGGUUGCAGACUGCCUGACUAAGCUUAAGGGUAAUAAGGAUAUUCUGUAUAAGUUCUUAGGAACCUGCAAAUAUCAUGCCCGACCUAGCAAGGAGUCCGGUAGAAAGGAAGCCUCCCGCAAGGCUUCUGAGGUGCCAAGCUGA